AAGCUCUCAGCCCUCCUCGUGACCUACGCCGCCAGCGCCCUCCUGCAUGGCUUCAGUUUCCACUUGGGGGCCGUGCUGCUCACCCUCGCCUUCAUCACGUACGUGGAACACGUGCUCCGGAAGAGGCUGGCUACCAUCUUCAAUGCUUGUGUCCUCUCAAAGCGCUGCCCCCCAGACUGCCCACAUCGACACCGCACGGGUCUGGGCGUGCAGGCGCUAAACCUGUUCUUCAGGGCCCUGGCUGUCUUUCACUUGGCCUAUCUGGGCUCCCUCUUUGACGUAGACACUGAUGACACCACCGAGGAGCAGGGCUACGGCAUGUCCCACACCGUCCGCAAGUGGUCCGAGCUCGGCUGGGCCAGUCACUGGCUCACCUUCAGCUGCUGGAUCUUCUACCGCCUCAUCAGCUGAGGGCCCUCCCAUGGCUUCCCUUCUCCCUCUCCCCCUCUCCCCCUCUCCGCUGUGGGUCCUCAAUACCUGCCCUGGGCACAAAAGGUGGAGUCCUGGCCACUGCCACCCCUCCCUCCCAAAGGGGCUCUGGGGAUUUGGGGGGGAGGGGACCUUUGAGGGCAGGAGGGGAAGCAAUGGGCAGGACCCCAAGACCAUGUCUUCCACCCCUACAUUCUGCUAGAAAGUCCCCCUUUUUAUAAAUGGUUUGUUAUUGUCAGAUAAAAGUAGGUAAGGUCCAA
Messenger RNA from Gracilinanus agilis (Agile Gracile Mouse Opossum), 689 nucleotides. Its product is annotated as protein-serine O-palmitoleoyltransferase porcupine-like. NCBI's taxonomy places the organism in Eukaryota, Metazoa, Chordata, Mammalia, Didelphimorphia, Didelphidae. Gene Ontology annotation, cellular component: membrane; endoplasmic reticulum. The record is from RefSeq and is a predicted model, not a curated record. The annotation marks the transcript as partial. Gene Ontology annotation, biological process: canonical Wnt signaling pathway; protein palmitoylation; Wnt protein secretion. The transcript is spliced from 5 exons. Gene Ontology annotation, molecular function: Wnt-protein binding; palmitoleoyltransferase activity.